AUGGCUGAUAAUAAUACAAUAAAAGAAUGUGAAAAUGAGAAAGAUUUAUGUAAGAGACAAGUUCGAGCUAUUUGUUUACAUUGCUCAAAAAAUCUUUGUCGUAUUCAUUUAAUUGAGCAUACACAAAUGCUUGAAGAAAAUGUUCGUAGUGAAUUAAAUACAUUAGCUGAUAAAUUUAAUGAAUUAUCAUCAAGAUUUAAUGAUCUUUCGAUAUCAUCGGAGCUUUUAGAACAACCUUUUUCUCAAUUAGAACAAUGGCGUCUUGAUGCUCAUAAUAAAAUUGAUGAAAUUAUUGAAAAGAAACGUCAAGAAAUUAAUGAUAAAAUUGAUGAAUAUAAAAAAUUAUUUACUAUUAGUAAUUUAGAACAAUUAGAAAAGAUUAAUGUUAGUAAAAAAUUAAUUGCAGAAUUGAUUCAAGAUACUGAUGCAUCUCAUCAGCAAAUAUCAGAUCUUCAAACAUCUAUUGAUAAUGCAGAAAACUAUUUAAAUUCAUUUACUACACACAAAAUUUAUACCAUUAAUCAUCCAUUAGUUUGGUUGGUAGAUAUUUAUACUGAUUAUUUUCCUUCCCAAUUUGUAACAUUAACUACUAAAUUACGUGAAUUUAAAAUUACUUAUAUUCGUCUUGAUGGUACCAUACGACAUCAUUAUGUAAAUGUAAAUGUACAUAUAUUUGGAACAAUGAACAAUCUUAUACGAGUUUUUAUUCAACGAUAUCCUUUAUUUGAAGCUCUUAUUCGAUCGGAAUCUGGUUCAGCUAUGUUAACUGAUCACCAGCCGAAAUACGAUUUUAUUUUAUCUGUUGAAGUAUAUGAUCAUCGCAUUCGCACUCGAUAUUCCAACGAUCAUUCAUUAUCUUUAAUUUCAUGUAAUCAGUCAAUUGUUUUCUAUGAAACAUCUUUUUCAUUAAACGAUCGCGAUCAUCCAAAUAUUCUGAUGGCUUGUGCUUUUCGACGGUUACCAAAUAAAAACUCAUUUGGUUGGCCUAUCUAUCUUAAUGUUCCUCGCACAGGAUCUCGAGGUCAAGAUGUACAAGAUGCAUUAGAUAAUUUAUUAGGAAAUUUUUUUCCAUUAAAUCCAAAUACUGAUCAACUUUUAUAUGAUGCAUAUCUUGGAACUACUAUUAAUUAUUAUACAAAAGAAACAAAAUUAGAUACUAUUUUGCAAGAUGAACUUGAUUUCAGUAAAACAGGUGUAACAUUAUUUGUAGAUAUCGCAAAUGAAAUCGUUGAACAAUACGAACUAAAUACUCUAAUCUAG
Adineta steineri is the source of this 1260-nucleotide messenger RNA. The record is from the annotation of a GenBank genome assembly. Lineage: Eukaryota; Metazoa; Rotifera; Eurotatoria; Adinetida; Adinetidae.